ACCCAAUCAGCAGCCUUCUCCUCACACACACCAAAUGAGUCAAUUACUGCACAAUAGCGCGCUUUAAAACUUUGCACACGCGCGGGACGGCGGGGGCGCGCACGCACGGGGAGCCACCUGAAAUCCCAUCUUUCAUGUGACACUGGAAACAUGCUGACAGCAAGAGUGUCCCUGAUCCCGGCUCUGCGACAAUGUCCCGGCCUCAGAGGAGGAUGCAUGGCCGAACUGACCUGUUGGUAUUCCUCUGAUAACAGAGAGAGCAGCUGGCUUCGCUCACUGUUUGUGCGGAAAGUGGAUCCUCGCAAAGAUGCGCAUUCAACUUUGCUUUCUAAGCAGGAGACCAGUGGACUGUACAAAAUUCAAUUUCAUAAUGUAAAACCAGAAUGUUUGGAUGCUUAUAACCAGCUGACAGAAGAGGUCCUACCCAAGCUGCACCAGGAUCCAGAUUACCCAUGUGAUCUGGUGGGUAAUUGGAACACAUGGUAUGGGGAGCAAGACCAAGCAGUUCAUCUAUGGCGAUUCUCUGGGGGAUAUCCUGCUCUCGUGGACAGUAUGAAUAAGUUAAGAAAUAACAAGGAAUACCUGGCUUUCCGUGAGGAGCGUAGCCACAUGCUGCUCUCCCGCAGAAACCAGCUUCUUCUUGAGUUCAGCUUCUGGAAUGAACCAGUGCCUCGCAAGGGACCCAACAUAUAUGAAUUACGCACAUACAGGUUAAAGCCAGGAACAAUGAUUGAAUGGGGAAAUAACUGGGCUCGUGCUAUAAAGUAUCGUCAGGAGAAUCAGGAGGCUGUUGGAGGAUUUUUUUCUCAGAUUGGAGAGUUAUAUGUGGUGCAUCACCUCUGGGCUUACAAAGAUCUACAGUCUAGAGAAGAAACUAGGAAAUCCGCAUGGACCAAACGAGGAUGGGAUGAAAAUGUGUAUUACACAGUUCCCCUUGUCCGGAACAUGGAGUCCCGUAUUAUGAUUCCUCUCAAGAUCUCUCCCCUCCAGUGAUGUCUCUUCCUCCACCCUGACCAAAAAAACUUCAUAGCGAUUCCUGUACUUUGAAUUGUAAAGGGCAGUGCACCUCAUUUCCA
Messenger RNA from Nanorana parkeri, 1076 nucleotides. RefSeq names its product nipsnap homolog 1 (C. elegans) (gene NIPSNAP1). The transcript has 10 exons. Bases 151 to 993 code for a protein of 280 amino acids. The record is from RefSeq and is a predicted model, not a curated record. Gene Ontology annotation, cellular component: mitochondrion. NCBI's taxonomy places the organism in Eukaryota, Metazoa, Chordata, Amphibia, Anura, Dicroglossidae.